Xenopus laevis (African clawed frog) is the source of this 912-nucleotide messenger RNA. It is a transcript of the gene leng1.L, whose product is annotated as leukocyte receptor cluster (LRC) member 1 L homeolog. The record is from RefSeq and is marked provisional. Lineage: Eukaryota; Metazoa; Chordata; Amphibia; Anura; Pipidae.
GAAGGAAUCAAGACUUUAGGCAAACAGUGUUACGAGAGUGCAGGCUGGGAGAAAGCAAUCACAGGCAACAUGAAUAUCUUGCCCAAGAAGAGCUGGCAUGUGCGCAACAAAGAUAACGUUGCCCGAGUGAGAAAGGAUGAGGCUCAAGCUGCAGAAGAGGAGCGAGUGCGUAGGAAACGGGUGGAACUAGCGGAGCAAGAGGCUCGGACAGAUUUCCUGCGUAAAAAGGCUCGUCUCUCCUUGCCGGAUGAGUACAGGAGCGAUGGGUCGUCCAUGGUGGAACAUUCCAGAGAUUCUGCCCACAUCAAUUUUUUUCAAGAAGUGGAAGAGGGCAAAGGAACCAACAAAGGCAACAAAGAAUAUGAAGAGGAAAAACGGAAAGAGAAGGAGCGGCAAGAAAAAGCCCUGGGCAUUCUUACAUAUUUAGGACAAAGUGCUGCAGAAGCCCAAACCAGUCGCCCAUGGUACCAGGAAGUCCCUGGUCGUAACUGUAAGGAAAAAGAUGACACCGCAAAGGAUGAAAAGUUGAAAAAGCUGCUAGAUCCUUUACAUAACAUGGAGAAAUAUCUGCAGAAGAAAUCUGGAGAAAAGAGGAAAUUCAAAGAUGAAAAGCAGCGCAAAGGCAAAGCUAAUGAAUCCAGACCCAACAAGCAAUCCUUAGAGCAAAUGAGACAAGAACGACUGAAGAGAGAGAAAGCAGAGAGAGCGCGGACUGAAGCCUUGCUGUCAGGGAAAAAGGAGCCUGCAGCACCAGAACAAGAAAUGGAUGACCGAAAACGCAGUUACAAUUCUCAGUUUAACCCCAAGCUGGCACGAAAACCUAAGGUGCGAGAAGAGCAGGAGUGGCGAUAUUAAAGACUAAUGCCAAUGUUUCUAUAGGUCAAUUGUCUCAUAAUAAAUUAAUGCAUCCCC